Molecule: messenger RNA, 4576 nt
Organism: Triticum urartu
Lineage: Eukaryota; Viridiplantae; Streptophyta; Magnoliopsida; Poales; Poaceae
Product: disease resistance protein RGA5-like
Biological process (GO): defense response to other organism
Molecular function (GO): ADP binding
Source: RefSeq, a predicted model, not a curated record
ACUCAUCUAACGGAAUACAAUGGCCGACUAAAGCCAAAGCCACAAUUCUGUACUCACAGAUCAUACAGAAAUCCAUAGACAUGCAUGUAGUUCACGGAGGAGUUUGAGAGAGGGAAACCGGAGAGUGCAAUUAAUGGCGGAGUUAGCGACCAGUGUUGCAGCAGGGGUGAUAUGCUCCCUCCUUGAGAAGCUUGGUUCUCUUGCAGCGGCAGAGUAUGCAAUGUUCAGCAGUGACCGCAGACAGGUGGAAUUACUGGUGGAUGAGCUCAGCUCUAUGAAGGCUGUUCUUGAGAAGUUGGCAUACAUGGAGAACCUUGAUCCAUUAACCAGGCAAUGGAGGGACCAGGUCAGGGAGUUGACCUACGAUACCGAGGAUUCUAUCGUCAGCUCCAUGCUCCAGGAUCGCCAAGAUGGAGCUAAGGAUUGGUUCAUUUGGAAGAUUUUUCCGUUUUUCAAAGAUCUCAGAGAGGGAUAUAGUUUAUCCAAACAGAUCAAUCAAAUCAAGGCCGCUGUAAUAGAGCUCAGCGCUCGACGAGAGCGGCUCAGAGUUGACGAAGUCAUCUCUACAUCUUCUCAUGUGUCCAUUGAUCCCCGACUGCACGUGCUCUAUAAGGAUGCUGCCGGUCUUGUCGGAAUAGAUGGACAAAAGGAUAAGCUCAUUGGAAUGCUAAAGGAUGGUGACCAGCACCUAAAGGUAGUGUCAGUUGUGGGAUUUGGAGGAUUAGGCAAGACUACACUUGCCAAUUUAGUAUACGAUGCUUCACCUACACUUCAACACCAUGAACACCGAUUUGACUGUCGAGCAUUUCUGUCGGUCUCCCAAAGACCUGAUAUCAAUGGGGUUUUUUGUAUCCUGCUCAGAAUGUUUGGAGGGAGUAUAACACCAUCGGAUAAUAUUAAUGUUCAACUCCUUGUCAGCAUGCUCAACAAGCAUCUGCAACAUAAAAGGUACUUUAUCGUAAUUGAUGAUUUGUGGAAUGAAUCGGACUGGCAUACUAUCAGAUGUGCUUUCCCAGACAACAAUUCCGGAAGUAGAUUAAUCGUAACUACACGAAUUGAUAGUGUGGCUUUGGAUUGCUGCUCUAAUCGGCGUGAAUACGUUUAUCCAAUGAAACCUCUUGAAGAAGAGUACUCAAGAAGACUUUUUCUUACAAGAAUAUUUGGCUCUGAAGAUGCUUGUCCUGAAUACUUAAAAGAAGCUUCAGCUGAGAUAUUAAGAAAAUGUGGUGGUCUACCCCUAGCAAUCAAUGUUGUAUCAGGUUUUUUGGCCAGUAAGAAGACACCGGAACGAAAGGAGCACUGGGACAGGGUGCAGAGUUCAUUGGGCACCAUCGACAGAGAGUUCGAACCAAUGAAACAGAUGUCACAAAUCUUAAACCUGAGCUACAUGCAUCUUCCUCAUCAUUUGAGGGCAUGCUUCCUUCAUCUUGGUAUAUAUCCAGAGGAUCGGGAAAUCAUGACGGAUGAUUUGGUGAAGCAAUGGGUUGCUGAAGAUUUUGUGCCUUGUAGCCCACAUAGGCGAGAUCGAGAGGAUGUUGCAAAGGACUAUUUCAAUGAGUUAGUCAAUAGGAGCAUCCUCCAACCUGUAGAUAUAGACUACAAGGAUGAGGUGCUGUCAUGUCGAUUGCAUGACAUGAUGCUCGAGUUCAUCUUGAAUAAAUCCGCAGAUGAGAAUUUCAUUACUGUAAUGGAUAGAUUUGGGGUCCGAAGUGGAGGCACCAGUAAGAUCCGUCGGCUCUCUUUGCAAUCUGACCAAGAGAAUCGUGUCCCGGUACCAGAAGCAAUUAUUCUGACACAAGUUCGAUCGCUUGCAACAUUUGGUGCUUGUAUUGACGGAGUAUUUUCGAGGCUGAAGUUUAUUCGAGUCCUAGUGGUUGACAGAUGUCGUAUGACUCUGGACGACAUGGUUGGAGUUUGCCUGCUGCUCCAACUGAGAUACCUGAAGAUUGCCUUUGAUAUGUUGGAUGAUGAGUUUGAUCUAGUAGUACCUCCUGAAAUUCUGAAUCUACGGUCUCUGGAAACGCUGGAUAUAACAGAUGUCCAGGAUGCUACCCUUACAGAAAGAAUAGCUGACUUGUCCAGCUUGCGGCAUCUGCUUCUCCCACUAGAGGUAGUCUUGCCUGAUGACAUAGGCCGUAUGAAGUCCCUGCGUACCAUACGCAAGUUUGAUAUGUCUAAGAACUCAGUAGCCUGUAUAAACGGCCUCGGGGAGCUGACCAAUCUCAGAGAUCUUCAAGUCCGUUUUGAUGACACUUGGAACUCUGACCAGAAAAAGGUAGCUCUAUGCUCUGCUCUCCAAAAGCUUGCUGGUGAAAACCUUAAACAUCUAGCUAUCAUUUCGGAAGAUGUGUGCGGUGAUCAAUGCCUACCAAUGUGUCAUCAGCUGAAUUAUCUGCAUUCCUUAACAGGAAAUCUAGAGACACUCCGUCUAGAAGAUCGCAUGCCCACUAUUCCAAACUGGAUUGGUCAACUUGGUAAUCUGUAUGACAUAAAUCUUGCUGGAAUCGAGAGGUUGAAUCCGCAAGCUAUUGAUAUCCUUGCAAAGUUGCCUGCCCUUCUCUACCUCAAGAUGUAUAUUUUGAUAUUCAUCGCUGAAACAAUUGUCAUCCGUGGUGGGAGUGGGAGCGGGACUGCUUUCCCAGCACUCAAGUAUUUCGACCUCAUUUGUUCGCCACCAUGGGUGUCUUUUGAGCAAGGGGCAAUGCCCAAGCUCCAGAGACUCGAAAUAGAAUUUGAUGCGGACAGAUGGGAGGAACAUGGAAGAGCGCCUGCAGGCAUCCACAACCUGGGUGUGCUGCAGGUACUGUCGGUACAGCUGAUGUUCAGUGGUGCGGAGUCUGACAAGGAAGCUGCUAAAUCUGCGCUGCGUGCUGCAAUCCACGGACAUCCACGUGACCCUCGUGUUGACAUCAGCCAAAGAAAUUUUUCAGGACCUUUCUCUAUUCAUACGGAGGAGCAAUAUAAUAUGGAAUUCAUUUGACCUCUCAUCGAUGAUACGGACAUCUCUGACUGAGCACAAAUAGCGGUACGGCUUAUUUCUUCCUCCUAGUUACCUCCCAUGGCAGCUGUAAAUCUCGUUUAUCUGGUAGGAACAAUCUGGAAGCUAGGUAUUGGUACAACAGAUUGAUUACACCCAUUGUUAGCGUACUAUACUAGUAUCUUUAACAGAAAAUUUCUAGUGCCACAUAUUUCCAUUCUACAAUUAAUCUUUUAUAACAUGGCCAUCAAAACUCCGAUAAUCGUGCAUAUUGCAAUGUUUUUAAAACCUCACCGUGUUACGACAUUUCACUAUGUACUUCGUGUUUUCGGUUUAAUCUUUAGUGCAUCAGUAGUUAAUCACAGUAUUAUACCUUCCUGCCACGCCCUUGCAGUUGUACAGAAAUCUCUCCGUGAUGGGAAAUCCUGUGUAUCACAUCCAGCUAGGCCACCUAGCUCGAUUUAGCCAGAUGAGUAAGCCACUCCAAUUCACCCGAAAAAAUCUUGAUCCCUUCAGAGACAAUGUUGUUAUAAGCUCAUCGAUGAAGCCAGCUAGGAACAGAUUAGUAGCAAAAGGAUAUGAGGCUAGAACAUAUUAUACUACUGAAUUGCAAUAGCUUUUUUUUGUUAGCAUGCUAUGUUUGUUUACAAUGAUCACAAUUCUCAUAUUAAUUUUCACUUUGUAGGUCAGUAAAAUUAUGUGCAACAUUGCCCCGGCUCCCGUGUGUAUUUGUUUCCCAUCCUUAAAUCCUAGGUAGCUAAAUAUAUAAAAGAUAUGAAACAGCUGGAAAAACAAAAAAUAGAAAAAGAUGUGUAUGUGUAUGCAUUAUAUAUGUUGUUCCUUCAAGAUCAAAAGACAAAAAAAAGGAAAUCAAAAAGUAAAAGCACAAAAAAAUUAGGAAAAGGGUAUGUGUGUAUAUGUGCUACUAUUUCAGUAUCUUUUUCAAAAGGUGAAAAUGGCAUCAAAACAACAAUAGGAAAAACACCAAGAAAUUUAAAAAAUAUAUAUUUCUAAAUGUAGUGUGUUCUUGUUUUUCUAGGUGUGUAAGUAGGAGUAGGUAACUCCGCCUAUGUCAUCUUGAAUGCAUAGCUGGUCCCAAGCCCAGAAAAAGGAGGAGGGAGUACUCAUGGUUGUUUUAUAGAGCAACUAAGACUGAGCUGCGCCCCUGGCUAUCUCUGAAGCUUUUCUCACUUGUUUCUGUUCGUCAUAACAGAGAAAGUCGUUUUUAUCCCAACUAUUUGUUUGGCCAUGCUAAAUAAAAGUUCUUCCAAAAUAGUUCUUACAUAAGCUCUCAGCUGAUCAAUGGCUGGGAGUUCUGCUUGGCAUUUUCUGAGCAAGUCAUAAAUUUAUGUCACCCAAAUCUAUGCCCCAGCCUGCUUUAUUAUGUCAUAACCAUUUCAAAGGGCUAACAAACCUUAUGUCUUUUUAAAUGGAAUAAGAAAUGUCUACUACUUCAGUUACAUACUCAUAUAUCAAGCUUUCAAAGUAUAUCUAUUUUUCAGGUCUGACGGAUUCAAGCAACUGAGAGCAUGUCAUUCUUUUAAGUUAAAGUUAAAUAGCUUAAUCUUACAUCAGAUUUACAUGGGGCUUAGGGUUUAG